AUACCUCAGAUCCGAAGGUCGUUUCUUCUUAGUAUUUCUCUUCGAGAUAUUUAAUAUAUAUGUAGUAAUUUAGGACGGAAAACUUGAGAAAUAUAUGUGUCUAUUAUUUUCAAGUUUGUGUUUAAUAUUCUCAGUAUGUAGGUUUGGCUUUUUCUUUGAGAAGGCAAUGAUAACCGAAUUUUGGCUGCAUCUAGAAUGCUUUAGUGUCUCAUGGUGGCAGUGAAAUUGUGUUUCUGCAAAAAUAAUCUCAUAUCAGGUCUGUUUUGCUAUGGCUGAAAACCUCAGUCCGCUUAGGCCCAUUGAGUUGCCUGUGGAUGUCGGGUGUAAUUCCAUUUAGUUCGUGGAGAACGACAUGAUUUGGAGCAGUGUAUAUUUUCCAUAUUCAGGGUUUGAAGAGUAAACGUAACUAGAAGCCAGCAGGUGAAUGUGAUGGAGCCAUCGCAAGAGGGAAGGCCAGCUUGUGGAAAUAAAAUAAAGCGGCCUCCCAAUGCAUAUAUUUUAUUUUCUAGAGAGUGGAGAAAGAAGAUUGCUGCUCUGUAUACUACAGAAAGAAGCACAGACAUCAGCAUGAGACUUGGUCUAAUGUGGAAUGCCUUACCAGUAGAGGAGAGGCAAAAAUACCAUGAUCUGCAGCAACUCGCAGCCAAAGAACACAGCCUGAAACAUCCUGGUUACAGCUACAACCCACAUAAAGCUCGAAGGCAAAAGGCUGCUCAAGUGGAUGCCCAUAGCGUUCUUCGUAUGCAAGUAUGUCGCUUAGAAGCUCAGUUAGCGGACAAAGAUGCAGAAAUCAGCAGAUUACGCUCUCUGGUCAUAAAAGUUCUGAAAGAAUACCACACUGCAGAGAUAGAGGGGCUGCAGCCUAGCUGCAGGCAGAAAGUUUCCUAGAAGCGAGAGAACAGUCCCACUGGCAACAAGUUCUGUAAUUAGAAAACCAGGUAAUGGUCCUCUCCAUGCCAAGCCUAAAGGUUAUUAUUUUGUAAAAUGAACCAGAAGGUUUCAAAAUGGUUUUGUAGUUGUGCCACCUUUUCAAAUAUAUAUAAAUUAUACAGGGUUAUAGAUGCAGUUGCUGAGAGAACAGAUAUCAAGAGGUGAAGCGCAAGGAACUUUGUGUGUUGAGGAGUUCCCCUACUGGGAGAGAGAUGCAGUUGCUGAGGCAAGCUCUCAGGGUUUACUGCAUACUGUAUCACAGCUCUUAUAAUUUCAGAUACUGUAUAUAACAUGCUCAAAUGUAUGGCUGCAAAUAUGUAAGCCUCUUAAGCAGUAAGGAGUGUGAAAAUUUUCCAGCUCCUUGUGUGUUAAGCUGAUGUUGUUUUGAUAGUUUAUUUGGUAUAGUUUGUUGCAUUUGCCUGAUAAAGUUCUUAUAGAGAACCCGAAAGUAAUGUGAAAGUUGAGGCACAAAAUACUAGUGUAUGUGUUCCUUAAUGUGUAGCACGUGGGCUCAGGCAAGUGCCAACUGGAUGUCUGCUGUCAAACUUGCACUUAUGAAACACUGUCUGACUCGUUAGCCUGUGAUAAAUAGCAUGCAGAACUUCAUGGCUAUGGGAAUCACGUCCUUCAUAUUAAGUGAUGGGGACUGUAAAAUCAAAACUGCCAUUUCACAUGUUUGUAAAACAAUUACCUUUAGAUGUAAUAGCCAUGUUAAUAUACAUUUUUGGCAGGUAUUUUUUGUGUGUGCAAACUGUCACACCUGGAAAGUCAUGCUUUUUAUCCACAAUCAGAUUUUAUAUAAACAGAAGUGACAAGUUAUCAGACUGCAAAACAUAAAUCUCAAUCAAAUAUGUACAUACAUCUCAGAAGUUUCCUUAUGAUUGAGUCUGUGACUUAAUCCACAGUUUUGUAUUUAUUUUUACUUACAUUAUAUUUUGUAUGGAUACCUUUUUAUAUUUCUGUCACACAAGAACUGGCAAGUUUGUUACAGGAUAUAACAAUGUAAUAUAGAUGUAUAUACUGUGAAUAAAUUUAUCAUGAUAAGAAUUGAAUUUUUGUUUAAGAAAUCUCUAAGCACCAGUACUGCCCUGUAAUCUGACAGAAGAACUUGCUCCUGGUCAAAGUAAAGUGACUGUUUGUUGAUAGAUUUUUUUGUUCUUUUUUGUUCAUCAUAUAUAUAUACACACACACACACAAACACUGUAGAGUCGUUAAGUUCGUGGAGUGUGGUUUUAUCGCAUCAUAUUACAAGGUAUUCACAUACAUUUACGCAGAUCCAC
Molecule: messenger RNA, 2210 nt
Organism: Cryptotermes secundus
Lineage: Eukaryota; Metazoa; Arthropoda; Insecta; Blattodea; Kalotermitidae
Product: sex-determining region Y protein-like
Exons: 4
Coding region: 430-888 (152 amino acids)
Biological process (GO): regulation of transcription by RNA polymerase II
Cellular component (GO): nucleus
Molecular function (GO): RNA polymerase II cis-regulatory region sequence-specific DNA binding; DNA-binding transcription factor activity, RNA polymerase II-specific
Source: RefSeq, a predicted model, not a curated record